Molecule: messenger RNA, 1389 nt
Organism: Haplochromis burtoni (Burton's mouthbrooder)
Lineage: Eukaryota; Metazoa; Chordata; Actinopteri; Cichliformes; Cichlidae
Exons: 4
Coding region: 127-1113 (328 amino acids)
Source: RefSeq, a predicted model, not a curated record
CUCUUUUCAAACACGAGAGGAAGAAUGUAGGGUCCCUCGCAAGGAACCAACAACGGGGGCAAGGAGUCUUUUCCUACAAAGAACGCUCGAUAAACGGGCUGACACCAAGUACGAGAAAUAGGAAAAAUGGAGUACGCAGACCACGAGUACACCAGCAGCACUUGCGAUAUGCAUACGCCCGUGGAUUUCACAUAUAAAAUGAGCAAAAAAGAAAUCGAAGACUUUGUAAAGCUGAGGGUUUCAAAUACCUACCUCUUCUCUGGAAAGAGAAAUACUUCUAUGUGGGCAUGGAGGACCAUUUUGAAACAUAUGGGCUUACACCGUAAGAUGACCCAUCAUCAAGCGUCUAAAAAAUGGGAAAACCUGAAGAAGAGAUACAAGGAGCUAAAGCAUCCCCCAGAAGGGGUGGAAGUGUUUCCUGAUGUAUGGCCUUAUUUCUCCUUGAUGGACAAUGCAAUGGCGGGUCGGCUGGAGGGCAGCGCCCCCAUUCUCAAGGCCUUCCCCCACAACAAAGACAAUGGGGAGUUCUUGAUCAAACCCAAAAAGAAGAAGUUAGCCGCAAUGGUGAAGUCUUCUAUUGUGGCUGCUCCAACUGAGAUUGAAUUUCCACUUAAUGGGAUUGAGGAUGGGGAGGUGGUGGCGGAACAGGAGGGACCUCAGGAUAUAGACUGCAUCUUACAAGAGGUGGAGGAUGAGAGGAGGACGACGUGCAGUGAGCAACAGGUGGCAGAAAGGGAGAAAGAAGUGAUGGAACGGGAGCGUCUGGUGCUGCAGAGGGAGAGAGCAGUGCUGGACAGGGAGAUCGCAGUUUUGGAUCGAGACCGAGCCGUGCUGGAGAGGGAGAGGGCGGCGCUGGACAGAGAAAAGGCAGUAAUGGAGAGGGAGAGGGCGAUGGUGGAGAGGGACAGGGAUGCUUUGCGCAGGGACCGGCUGGCUCUGGAGCGAGAGAAAGCUACACUGGUGAGCCUUUCCGAAGAAAAAGAAGGGUCUGAGGAAGAGGUUACAGAAGAAAGCAGCAGCAACAGCAACAGCAGCAAUGUGAAAGAAUCAGGCGAUAUGGACAGGAAACAGAGGCUAAUUCAUUUGUUUGAGAAGCUUAUUGAGAAUUUUUGAGAAAAUCUCAGCUCUAAAAUCCUUGCAUAAACUGGCUUUAUCUGCAAAAAUUCCCCCCUUUUUUGGCACAUUUCUGAGCAGUUCCCAGUUCUCAUUUGCCCUCAUAAAAUUAAAGAUCCACAUUAAUAAUUCAUCUACUAGUUAUCAAUAAAAACGUUGAGCCACUCCUAGUUUGGAGAGGUCUUCAAAAUGACUUUAUUCACUUGUGGUUAUUCCAUACAGAGCACACAAUAGCAACCUGUUAGCAUUUUUCUUUACCCCAUCCACAAUCAAAAU